Molecule: messenger RNA, 1296 nt
Organism: Sclerotinia sclerotiorum 1980 UF-70
Lineage: Eukaryota; Fungi; Ascomycota; Leotiomycetes; Helotiales; Sclerotiniaceae
Exons: 6
Coding region: 1-1296 (431 amino acids)
Biological process (GO): transmembrane transport
Molecular function (GO): transmembrane transporter activity
Source: RefSeq, a predicted model, not a curated record
AUGCAUAGGAGAUUGAUUGCCUUCGAAGGGGGUGCAGAUGAAAGGGUAAGGGCUGUACAGCAGCGAAUGCUAGUUAAACACGGGGUGAUGCUUCGUGAGGCUGAGACAUAUCCACGCAGACUAUGCCUAAGUCUCAUGCUCUCUUCGCUGGAUAUCACUAUCGUUAGCACUGCUCUUAUCACUAUCUCUGACGAUCUACAUGCAUUCGAUCAGAGUAGUUGGAUAGUGAACAGUUAUUUGACUACAUACUUUAGUGCUUUAAUUAUAUGGGCCAAAAUGAGUGAUCUCGUUGGCCGUAAAAUUAUGCUCGUCACCGCCAUCGUGAUAUUUUUGGCGUUUUCAGGUGGCUGCGGGGGUGCUGCAACUAGUACUCAAAUAAUCGCUUUCAGAGCCCUUCAAGGCAUCGGAGGUGCUGGAAUAUUUAGUAUGGUACCGAUAAUUGUGGCAGAGAUGGUCGCCCCAGAGCAAUAUGGGAAAUUCAACGGCAUAGUCUCGCUAGCACUAGCUAUCAGUUUCCUACUUGGUCCAGUACUGGGAGGUGCAAUCCCUCAGAGCACAACGUGGAGAUGGAUAUUUUUGAUCAACUUGCCCAUAGGCGUGGUAGGUCUAAUUCUCGUACUGUUGACGAUGCCUGCAGGUUUUCCGGACAACAGACCAUCUAAAGCUAUCCUAUUCUCGCCAAAGAAGACCAAUUUGCGAGCCGAGAUAGACUUUGUGGGAUUCUUAUUACUUCCAACAGCUUGCGUUUUUCUUAUCGUGGCUUUCGAAGAAGCUGGAGUAGCUUUUGCCUGGGAUUCUGCCCUGGUAAUCACCUUCUUAGUACUUGCUUUCGUCCUCCUUUGUCUGUUCUUCGCAUGGCAAAGAUUUCUCUUUUCGAGACAAUCUACGAGACAGCCCGUAAUUCCAUGGGUGUUCUUGAAAAACAGAGUUCUCAUGGGUAUCUAUAUCACUGCAAAUCCUUGGGACUGGACUAUUGUACUCGAUACCACUGUUGCACUCGGUGGUGUAACCCAGAUGCGUAUCCUUGGAGGGGCUAUCGGUGUUGCAAUUGCAACUAGUCUAUUGAACAACACUGUCAUAUCAACUCUGGCCGAUAUCAUACCUGCUGAGACAGUCAGCCACCUUCUACAAAACCUUUCUUCAAUGUCUUCGCUGUCGUCGCAUGAUCAAGUUGUGGUUCAAUCUGCAUUUGCUCACGGGUACCACAAACAACUAGCUAUGAUAUUGGGCUUCUGCGCUGCUGAAGUUUUGUCAAUUGGGCUUAUGUGGGAGAGGACGCCUCGCAGACUCUUGUGA